UCCCAACAGUCGGCAGAUACGAAUAUUUCAGGCCGGACUCCCGCUCCCAAUUACGCACUGGCCGUGAGAGACCGAAGACGUCCUCGGGGUUUUGUUGAGAAGUCUGGACGGCCGUUUGCAGCACUGCGCUCCGCUGUUAUGUUGGCGUCCGCGUUGUCUUCCGUUUGCUGCCGUCAUCGUCGACUGUUUCAUGGCUGACGUGUUCCGCAGGCUGCCGCUGCUGCUCCUCGUUGUCCUGUUGCUGCUCCUCGUGGUUCUCUUCCGCGUGUGCAUCCUUGGGAACGUGCCGCCGCGUCGACGCAAAACAAGGUCUUCGAUGAAGGACGCCAGGAUGGAGGCACGGCAGGCGAUCCCCCGGUCCGGUGGGGAGCAGGUCGGAGGGAGGCGGUGCGGGGGGAGCCUGUCGACCGUUGGCAGGGCCUCCCAGCGGGUUGGGUAUGAUGCAUUGCCACCGCACUUGCAACCACUCCCCGGCUCAUCGGACGAGGAGGAGGAGGUGGAGAGACGGCCACAAACCGUGUCAUUGGGCAGCGCAUCAACGCAGGAGUGGACAGCCACGGAGCUAUGCGGGACGGGCGGCGGCGUGUACAAGGAGUCGUUCACUGAACUCCUUCGGCCUAGCCUUGGCGAAGACGAAGGAGAUGGCCGCGUCAACCUGUCGUUUGGUUUGUCCACCAGGCGGUCUACAACUCCAUCACGCACAGUGCUCGUGCGACCCCACCCCGGCGAGGAAGCCGGGCAAUUGACAGUUGUUGAUCGAUCGGCGAGGACGAGGGCGUUGGCGAGUGAGACGGCGGGAGCGAACCGGAACUCUUGCCAUCUCCCCUGUCUGUGGCGUCGGAAGUGGCGUGAGGCCGUGGCGUCGGAGUCGACGGCGGGACCGACUUCUUGGAUGUUGGUGAUGGUCGCGACGGGAGGGAGGUGCGGAGGGACCUGCGACGGGAUCACCGGCUGCGGCGAGAGGAAUACAUCACACGGGGGGGUGGAGCGUCUUCACGUGGGAGACCGGGAGAACGAAAAGGAGACGGACGAUCCACCGGCGGAAGCAGACGACGACAAUGACGACGACGACGACAACGACGUAGACUGUGGGGAAGGGGGGGAUGGUCACGCGUCGCCAUCGUUCCAGAGCGACAUGGCUGGUAAGGGUGGGAAGUCCAAGCCUUCUGGCCGCAAUGCUCGUCCGCGGGCGAAGAAAGGGCAGGGAAAGGGGAGCGGUGGCGAAGGCGACGGUGAUGCGGAGGAGAAGCGCAACUUCUGGUCCGUGGAACACAUUAUAGCCCUCAUAAGGGCUAAACGUGACCAAGAUGCGCAUAUGCAGGGGAUGGGGCACGCAUACACACGGAUGAAACCGCGGGAAUGGAAAUGGCAAGACGUCGCCCAAAGGUUGAAGAACGUCGGCGUGGACAGGAAUGCGGAGAAAUGCGGGAAGAAGUGGGACAAUCUAAUGCAGCAGUUCAAGAAAGUCCAUCACUUUCAAUCACCGUCAGGGGGUGCAGACUUUUUCCAGUUGUCGUCGAAGGAGAGGGCGAGCAAGGGCUUCAAUUUCAUGAUGGAUCGCACAGUUUAUGACGAGAUAGAGGGGUCGACUGGGAUGAACCACACCAUCCACCCGAAGAACGUGGCAGACACCGGUGCGUCUGGCGGCGUGCGCCCGCCUUCAGCGUCUUACGUGGAUCCUGAAUCGGUGGCGGACGGGGAAGGAGGUGCAGGGCGAGAAAACGACGAGGAGGGGUCGACGCGAGGCUCUUCGCAGACGACGGGCACCCCCGACGGUUCUGGGAAAAGGAAGAGCACGAGGCAGCAGACUUUCGAGGCGCUGACAGAAUGCAUGGAGAAACACGGGGAGCUAUUGGCGUCGACGAUGGAGAGUGCAAGCAAGCGACAAUGCUUUAUCCAGGUCCGGCAAUGCGAGGCGUUGGAAGCGGAGGUGGAAGUGCAAAGGAAGCACUAUGCCGCGUCAGACGAAGUCAAUAAACUCAUGUGCCACGCAUUGUUGGAAAUAGCGAAGGUCAUUCGCGCUUUUGUCGGAUCCACCAUGUCUUCCCGCGGAGGUGGACGGGGGAAGGCUGCCUUGAAGCAGAUCGUGGAAGGCGCGGCCCCCGCAAAGAAGGGACGGCAUCAAGCGAAGAGGCAGAGGAAGGUCGUCCAAGCCGUGCCCGCUGGCAGUGCGCGAGACGUUGUGGAGGAGGCUGUGGUGGAGGAAGAGAUAACGAACGACGAGGACGACUUUGAAGACGACGACGAUGAAACACUGCAGAAGAAGACGAGGGUCAGUUCCGCGGAGGGGGUUAGAAUAAACGAGGGGGGGGAAGGGACACCGUCCGCACGGCGCGGCAGUGGCGUUGCCGCGGCCAACCAACCAGUCUUUGUCGACGUGGCACGCGACGUGGCAAGGAGGGACGUCGGUGGCCGCACGAAGGAAGGGGCCGCCUCGCAUGAGACUGCGCAGCGUGUGCUUGCGCCAGUGAAUUGCCCCCGAACCCCGGCUGCAGACAUGGCGGGGAGUUCCCAAGCAGCGGUUGAAGGUGGGACGUUGCGAUCUCCCACGGUGGCGGCGCGCGGCGGCGCUGUGGCGGUCCCGGGAGAGGCGGUUGAAGUCCCGAAGGGAGGAGAUGGCGUGGCGGCCGGGGAAGACGAUGAGGCUCUAGUGCACAGGCUGCGCGGGCAACGAUCGGCGACACAUGCGAUGGAUGCCGCCGCCAAACUUUGGGAGGAUGACAACAGAUUCUGGAACAACACCGCAGUUGGCACGACAAAAGCUAUGGGCGGUUGUCGAGUGUCGUACGAGCGUCUGAAGGGGAUGGCAGAGGCGAUGAGGUAUUUGCUCGCCGCCACGAUGUGGAUUAUGCGAAUGGCGGGGGACGAUCCGAGAUCGCAUUACGACGCUUGGGUUUUCGUUCAACUGACGGCGAAGACGACGCUGCUGGCGUCCAUGAACCGUCAGUUCGACGCCCACCGACACAUCACGCAAUCCGCGCAGGUCAUGACGAACAAGUUGGGGAGACCGCCUCCGACCUUCGCCCCCCCACCUGUGUACAUCCCCGAUUGGGCGUCUAAGUGUGGGGUCACUUUCUCGCACGACGCCACGUUGGCCUCUCCGAUGGAGGCAAAACGGUUGGAUUGGCUGGGGACAGGUCCUCCCGAGGACGCCGCCGCCGCCGCCGAAGGCGAUGACAAAGGCGAGGGGGGGUGACGCGUAGACGACGGUGAUGGCGAAGGCGAGGAGGGGAUGAUGCGCAGGCCCUGUUGAGAUGGCAGGUACAAGA
Molecule: messenger RNA, 3269 nt
Organism: Chara braunii
Lineage: Eukaryota; Viridiplantae; Streptophyta; Charophyceae; Charales; Characeae
Source: the annotation of a GenBank genome assembly